Zonotrichia albicollis (white-throated sparrow) is the source of this 699-nucleotide messenger RNA. The record is from RefSeq and is a predicted model, not a curated record. NCBI's taxonomy places the organism in Eukaryota, Metazoa, Chordata, Aves, Passeriformes, Passerellidae.
UGCAGAGAAUGGUGGGGAGAGUUGAUAAUCUCACUUCUUUGGGAAUAUAAAAUAUUCCCAUGGAUUCAGAGGCACUGGGAGGGCCUGGGAACUCAUUCCCAGCCUGGAAUUUUAUCUCCUGCUGCAGCUCUGGCAACAUUUCUGUCCAGCUGCACAACGAAGCAGCUCAGGGAAGUGAUCCAGCUGUGCCCAAAGUUCUUGCACACCAACUCCACCAGCCACACCUGGCCCUUCAGUGCAAUUGCAGAGCUCAUAGACAACGCCUAUGAUCCAGAUGUGAGCGCCAAACAGAUCUGGAUCGACAAGACCGUCAUCAACGACAACAUCUGCCUGACCUUCACCGACAACGGCAACGGCAUGAACUCUGAGAAACUGCACAAAAUGCUCAGGUGGGAGCUCCUGACCCCUGCCUGCUGCAGGUUCCCCCUCUGCUUCUGCUAUUGCUCACUGCAUUCCUGUUUCUCAUCCCUAAUUCACUGAUUUUGCUGAUAAAUUCAGCAGUUCUGAAGGUUCUAAAGGUGCAGGUGAGACUCCAGAGCAGGCAGGUGCUGCUGAGGCUUCCUUGGAACUUUGUCAGGGAGCUUUUACCUCAUAAUUUCCUUUUAUCCUUUCUCUCAGCCUUCCCUUUAUGCUGUGGAAACUCUGUGGUGGCUGCUAGUGGAGCUAAGGAGAAUUCAAAUAUUUAUUAUUACUUUUAUU